Molecule: messenger RNA, 1379 nt
Organism: Daldinia decipiens
Lineage: Eukaryota; Fungi; Ascomycota; Sordariomycetes; Xylariales; Hypoxylaceae
Product: glutathione S-transferase
Exons: 7
Coding region: 364-1155 (263 amino acids)
Source: RefSeq, a predicted model, not a curated record
AGUCGAUUAGUAUUUAGUGCAAUGUGAUGUAAGAAAUAUGAUAUGCAUGAAUAUAUCCGUUAGAAAGCCGUGUUCGACCCGGCUAUUCCGGCGACUUUGUAAUACACCGAUAGGGGCGGCCGAUUGCUAAGUCAGAUUGGAGCGAUGUGGAUUGCCAGCACAAGCCGUUCGGACCAUAGAAAGCGGGGAAGUAAUGCAACUAGCUGAUGUUCAUGAUGCCGUUACCCUACGUGGUAGUGUAGGAAUAACCACCGUAUAAAUAUUAUUAAUCCGGCAUAUAUACCAGCUUGCCUUGAUAUAAAUAAGGUUGCUUUUCGCCUACCUUGGCAUUGAUCAUACGUAGACUACUAAACCCGGAGUCGGAUGACAAAAAGACUGAAACAAAUUGCAACAAAGUUUUUGCGUAAUAUGUCUGACAUCCAUCUGUACACAGCUCAGACGCCUAAUGGUGUCAAGGUGUCGAUCCUGCUGGAGGAGUUAGGGCUACCUUAUAAGGUCACCAAGAUCGAUAUUAGCACGAAUGUGCAGAAGGAGCCCUGGUUCCUGGAGAUUAACCCAAAUGGCCGUAUUCCAGCACUCACGGAUACUUUCACCGAUGGCAAGCCUAUCAGGUUGUUUGAAAGCGGUUCUAUCAUGCAGUAUCUGACGGAUAGAUACGAUACGGAGCAUAAGGUCUCAUAUCCGAAGGGAUCUAGGGAGUACUAUGAAGUGAAUAGCUGGCUCAUGUGGCAAAUGGGAGGUCUUGGUCCGAUGCAAGGACAACUGAACCAUUUCAACCGUUAUGCCCCGGAGAAGAUUGAGUACGGCAUCAACCGGUACAAGAACGAAACUCGCCGCCUCUAUCGGACACUCGAAAUACAGCUGAAAUCAUCGACGUCUGGCUACUUGGUCGGUGACCGAUGUACGAACGCGGACAUCUCGUGCUGGGGAUGGGUCGCAGCAGCAAAAUGGGCUGGAAUUGACAUGGAUGAGUUCCCGGUAUUACACGAAUGGGUCGAGCGGAUGCUAAAGCGUCCGGGCGUCGAAAAGGGUCGCCAUGUGCCGUCCCAGCAUGUCUACGAAAAACUCAAGGCCACCUCUAAUGAGGAGAUGGAAAAACAGGCUGCUCCGUUGAGAGACUGGGUUCAGUCAUCAAUGAAGGCGGAGGCAAAGUAGCGGCUUUAUCUUGAAUCUUCCACAAGCUUGCUGUACAAAGCGUAGGUAGCCAAGAGGGAUAUCGUAUAAUAAUCCAUAGAAAGAACAGUAGCUAUGCUACCUUAGCAGCUUAGGUACAUUUAAUUAGUACGAAGGUAGUUGUACUCUAUAUUCCUAAGAUGGUCUAAGUGAUAUAGGUACCUAUCAGGCACAGAUUGGGUGACUGGAUUACGUACGGAUCCGUA